AUGGAGGAAACCGAUGAUUGGAUGAGUUUACCGGUGGCUGAUCCACCACCUGCAUCAACUUGGUUUGAGCUACCCCUGUUGAUGAUAUAUGCGAGCGGGAAAUUAAGGAGAAACGCCAUAUCAAUAGUUUAUCUCUUCAUUCCUUCCCGGAAUACCCUGCAUUCCUUGGCUCCAUCUACACAACAGAUUUCAGCUUCAGGGUUCAAAGACACAGGCACCAAAGACACCAUGGCCAAAGAUACCAAAAGAUUCCCAGCAGUGAAAGGCUUUUCCUUUGUCUUCUACAUACUCCGUACUGCAACCCUGUAG
Sclerotinia sclerotiorum 1980 UF-70 is the source of this 309-nucleotide messenger RNA. RefSeq lists its product with no specific name. Bases 1 to 309 code for a protein of 102 amino acids. The record is from RefSeq and is a predicted model, not a curated record. The transcript is spliced from 2 exons. Lineage: Eukaryota; Fungi; Ascomycota; Leotiomycetes; Helotiales; Sclerotiniaceae.